UUCUCCUCUUCUCUGGCUUCCUCCCUCUUUAGCCUCUUUCCCUCUCACACCCUUUCCCUCCUCCAUUCCCCCCCCCCCCCCGCCCCCAUGGCGGCUGCGUCAGGCAGGUGGGGGCCUGACGCGCCGGGUCUGGGCGGGAGCUGUCCACUCGCCCGGGGUGCUGAAUGCAGCAGCAGCGGCCUCGGCGGCUGCGGCGGCCAAGACAGCUGAGAGCUCUCUUCGCUCCGAGCACAUUGUUUCCAGUCCUCGGACGCUCAACUCAGAGCCCACGCCACCUCCCUUCCAGCACCACCCCUUUGGGGACUGAGCCAAGGGGGCAGCAUUCGCGGCGGCGGGUGCCGAGCAACGGCGGAAGACGAGACAACACCUGGCAGCAGCCUGGAAUCGGAUUUGCUUCCUCUCGCCUUUUAUAAGAGAUAUAUUUAUACACGGUUUCGGGGAGUCGCGAAAACCAAGCCGGAGCCAAGUGCUGACUGCCUCUCACCUCGGCCACACUGCUUCGUUUCCCUUUGCCCACCUUCAGCUGGCCCCGCAAACAACCCUUACCUCGUUGCAUCUGCGAGAAGAGCCGCCCCCACCCCUGCGCCUGCCUCGCCUCUGGUUGCAUGGCCGCGCUGCCCUGGUGCGGGGGCGCAGGGCCAGCCCCCCGGGGAGGAGGAGGAGGCGGAGGAGGAUCAUGAAGCCUGAAGUCGUGGCCGCGCCGGACGGCGAGCAGCAGCCCGAGGACGAGCCAGAGCAGCCCCCGCCCCGGAGACGCCCGGACGUCGUCGACCAGCAGCCGCCACCGCCUCCCCAGAAGCAGCAUCGCCGGCCGCGGGCAGACCUGGAGCCCGACGGCGAGGGUGACCACCGCCCCGCGGAGGAAGAGGAGCAGAACACGAGGCCACUCACCCACCCGGACCUGCCCUUCUCCUGGCCCUUGGCCCUCGCCGGAAGGGACCUUUGAUGGGGCCAAGGGGAGGGGGCCUUGGAUUUACAGACUGCCGCAGGGGUGGACUGGGGGCUGAGGUCAUGUAACUGCUCCUUCCUUCGGUCCCUUCUUACACGCCCCUCGUCUCUACUCCUUCUCUCUGCUCCACUGCCUCCCGCCCCCGUACACACCCUUCUUCCAGCCAGGGUCUUAAUGCUCAGGAAGAAGGCGUUCUGCAAGGGUUAAGAGAUCUUUUCUUUUCUUCCCCUUUUCCCCUUUCCCACUCCCUUAUUUUCCCACCUCUGUUCUCCUAAUUGGCUUUCCCCCUUCCUGUGCAGUCCUUUGGCUGCAGAAGCAAAGCACAAGCUCCUGGCCCAGGUUCACCUGCAAUCCCUCCCCUGACUCCAACCACUCUCUUAAAAGCAACGCUGGUGCUCCUGGGGUUGAUUGCCUCCGUUUUCUGUCCAGAGAUUUAAAAAUUAGUCCCAACCUCCUUCUUUCCCAUCUUACCCCCUACUCCCCCCACCCCCCCACCAACACACACACAAACCAAUCUCUUGCUACCUGAGGAAAAACAAUCUUUUCUCUCUCCCACAUGCCGGCCCUCAAUUCUUCACUGAGCUAGUUUGCCCCAGUUACAGCUCAAUUCACUCUAAAUUUGAUUUAAAAUCAUACCCACGUUUUUAUAUACAAGAAAAAAGAUUUCCCACUGCCCAGGAAUUUGAAAACAACCUAAUAACCCUCUCCUGGGGAAUUUCAUAACAAUUAGACUUUUAUCCCAAGGCCCUAACAGCCUAUCCUCAACAUCUUUUAUUUCCCUGCUCCUACCAGUGCCCUCAGGUCAUAGGCACAGAGGAGGCACCCUGAGCAAAGCCUAAGGUUGGGGUGAGGUAGGCGCGAAGGGCAAGACAAACUUUUUUUGUUGUUGGAUUUUCCAGGUAAAGUUCAGAAUCAGUGACUUGCAGUCAUAAGUCCUGAGGGUAAUUUAUUUGCUACUUGGUGGGGGUAUUAGAGGAGCCAGUGAGAAAGCAGACUCCUGCGUAACACAGCUACACUGUGGACCCCCCAAAAUCAUUCUAUCUUCGGCAAAGACUCCAGCCGCCCCUCCCGGGUUCUCUGCUUCCACUGGGCACAUGCUGAUGCCCCUGAGCGGGCUGCUCUGGUGGUGGUGCUGCUGCUACUGCUGUGCCUGGUACCGCUGUGGACUGUGCACCCCGGCUCCCCAGAUGUUGCGCCACCAGGGUCUCCUCAAGUGCCGCUGCCGCAUGCUCUUCAAUGACCUGAAGGUUUUCCUACUGCGGCGCCCCCCUCCAGCGCCCCUGCCCAUGCACGGCGACCCCCAGCCCCCUGGUUUGACAGCCAACAACAACACCCUUCCAGCUCUUGGUGCCGGAGGGUGGACAGGCUGGAGGGGCCCUAGAGAAGGGGUGGGCAGGGAGACCCCUCCUCUGCCACCUCCACCACUUUUGCCACCGUCUUCUGUGGAAGAUGACUGGGGUGGCCCAGCCACAGAGCCACCUGCCUCGCUGCUCAGCAGUGCCUCCUCAGAUGACUUCUGUAAGGGGAAGGCUGAGGAUCGCUACUCACUGGGCAGCAGUCUGGACAGUGGCAUGAGGACCCCACUGUGCCGCAUCUGCUUCCAGGGGCCAGAACAGGGGGAGCUGCUGAGCCCGUGCCGCUGCGACGGCUCUGUCAAGUGUACCCAUCAGCCUUGCCUCAUCAAGUGGAUCAGCGAACGGGGCUGCUGGAGCUGUGAGCUAUGCUACUACAAGUACCACGUCAUUGCCAUAAGCACAAAGAAUCCUCUGCAGUGGCAGGCCAUCUCUCUGACAGUCAUUGAGAAGGUUCAGAUUGCAGCUGCCAUCCUGGGUUCCCUUUUCCUCAUUGCCAGCAUCUCUUGGCUCAUCUGGUCGACCUUCAGUCCCUCAGCAAAAUGGCAGCGCCAAGACCUCCUCUUCCAGAUCUGCUAUGGGAUGUAUGGAUUCAUGGACGUGGUGUGCAUAGGUCUCAUCAUCCACGAGGGACCCUCUGUGUACCGCAUCUUUAAACGGUGGCAGGCUGUCAACCAGCAGUGGAAAGUGCUGAACUAUGACAAGACAAAAGACCUGGAGGAUCAAAAGUCAGGAGGCAGGACAAACCCCCGAACCUCCUCAUCCACCCAGGCCAAUGCCCUCUCCUCAGAAGAGCAGGCUGUGGACACCCCUGCCCUUGAGGAAGGCCCUACCCGGUCAGCCAGCCAGCCCUCAGGCCCUGUGUCCGAUCACCACUGUGCUUACACCAUCCUGCACAUCUUGAGUCACUUAAGACCUCAUGAGCAGCGGAGCCCCCAGGGCGGCAGCAGAGAGCUCGUCAUGAGGGUCACGACAGUGUGAGAGGAGAGACCUGGAAACGAGGCUGUGACCCUGCACAGGAGGGGAGGGGAGGCUUGGAAGGGGCUGGGCCCACUGGGAUGCGGGUCUGGGGAGCAGGUGGGGGGAGGCAAGGUUACUCCCCAGGGGCUGGAACAGAGGGUAGGCAGAGGGUGGGGAGCCUUGAGGGGUCUGGGGGCAGGACUGGAGCUGGAGUGAGUGAGGCUGGUGCGGUUUUGUGGUUUCCAGUCAGUCAAUACCAUUCUCCAACAAGAGCAAGGAAAACCAAUGCAAACUCGACAACGAAGUGCAAUACAGACUGAGCCUAUCAAAACACAGCGACAACAUCGGCCAGAUGUCCCCAUGCACAAAACACCUGGGAGAGUGCAGGCUGCAGGAGGUGGAGCUGGCCUAGGAGUGGUGCCCACAUGUGCAUGUGUGAAGGGAGAGAAAAGGCAAAGGGCGAGGGAACGAAAAGCACUGGUGGCCUGCCCUGCUUUACCCUUGAGUUUGUUUGGGUUUCUCUCUGCCAUGAUCCACUGGCAGUUGGGGGGGAGGGAGAGGGACGGGUGUGGGCUGGCAGGGAUGACACAAAGAUUUUGCAGCCCCUGGCUCACCUGAUGGGCAGGAUUUCUAACUCAGAUGGCUUCAGUGACUCUGGGUGGACGGAGGAAGGAGGGACAUGUUGGUAUGAGCGGCCAGAGGUUGUGGGGUGGAGGGGGUGGAUUCCUCCCUUCCAGACCUUCCAAACGGGAGCUCCCAAUUUCAGGUGGGCUCCAAGAGGGCUUAGGUUGGGAGAUGGGUGUCUUUUUGUGCCCUUGUUACUUUAUUUUAUGGUUAUUUGGCUCAAAAUGUUUACAGGACACACACACACACACACACACACACACACACACACACACACAACUAGAGAAAAGUACAGAUUUCCCCUGGGUGUCUCAAGUACAGUGCUGCUGCUGUGGCUUCAGCCUUCCAAGCUGUCAAUCCAGGAGCGACUGUCCCUCCUGCCCACCCCCACCCACGGCCAGGACACGCUCAGUGCCAUGCCCCUCCAGGCUCGGCACACGCUGAGAGCCACUGGAUGAGUCCCGGGGAGCGGGGUGGAGACCAGUCUAAGUGUUCCCUGCUGCUGUUCGGCCAGGCCCUCGGCGCUAGUGCUCCCUGGCCCUUCCCCAGGGCCGAGGCAGUGCCAGGGACCCCGGCGGGGAGCACUGUCCCUCAGGCCUGCCUGCUGGUUCCCGGGACCCUGCCAGAGAAGGCCACUGGGUGGUCACCUGCAGAGUUUCCUGUUGUCAUUGCACAAUGGCUGCGUCGUCCAUGGGUAUUCAAGGGACACUGUCAAGUACUUUUUUAAACCAGUUUUUAGGGUUUUUUAAAACUCUCUGUUGUUUGUAUUAUUCUCUUAAAAGCUUGAAAAUAAAAUUUCUUUCCCAACCA
Phyllostomus discolor (pale spear-nosed bat) is the source of this 4695-nucleotide messenger RNA. It is a transcript of the gene MARCHF4, whose product is annotated as membrane associated ring-CH-type finger 4. The transcript has 5 exons. Gene Ontology annotation, molecular function: zinc ion binding; ubiquitin-protein transferase activity. Gene Ontology annotation, biological process: protein ubiquitination. Lineage: Eukaryota; Metazoa; Chordata; Mammalia; Chiroptera; Phyllostomidae. The coding region runs from base 2044 to 3282 and encodes 412 amino acids. The record is from RefSeq and is a predicted model, not a curated record.